AUGGCUACCGUGACCUACCGCGACGGCAUCGCUAUCCUCCAGCUCAUCUUCUUUCCAGUGCUUCUCGUUGCUGCACUUUUUAUCUGGAAACGAACUGGCUGGAAGGCUGCCCGCAAAUCUUGGCGCUUUGUCGUCACACUCUCUCUCAUCCGGAUUGCCGGCGGAAUCUGUACGUUGUUGGCAAUCAGCAAUGACUCGUCCAACAUCUUGAUCGCAGAGGCAGUGUGCGAGCUGAUUGGUAUUGCACCACUGCUGCUGACCUAUAUCGGGCUGCUGAGGCAAAUCGAUACGAAGCAGAGGGUCCAUCCCAAGUUCAUUUCCGCAGUUGCCAUUACCUGUUUCAUCGGCCUUAUUCUUGGAAUUGCGGGAAUCAGUAUCGACGAUGACAACACGAGCACCUAUCACGCAAACAGCAUGGUCAAGGCGGCCAUGGGGAUUUUCCUCGCCGUGUUUGCUAUCGUCACCCUGCUGACAGCUUGGCUGGCCGUCCAGCUGCGACCCACAUUAGGCGCAGGGCAAAAGAAGUUGUUCCUAGCGAUUCUUCUUAGUUGGCCGUUCCUGUUAGUCCGGGUGGUCUACUCGGCGAUCGCCGAUUUCACCGACGAUCCUCGUUUUGCUAUCUUAACGGGUGACGCCACCAUAUACCUGUGCAUGGAUGUGCUGGAGGAGAUUAUUGCCAUGGUAAUCUGUGUGGUCUUUGGGGUGUUGGCUGUGUUAAAUAAAGAAGGCAAACAGCCUUUAGAUGAGGAGAAGUCCGGCCCCGGGAGUGGUGAAAUAUAG
Messenger RNA from Penicillium canariense, 780 nucleotides. RefSeq lists its product as uncharacterized. Lineage: Eukaryota; Fungi; Ascomycota; Eurotiomycetes; Eurotiales; Aspergillaceae. The coding region runs from base 1 to 780 and encodes 259 amino acids. The record is from RefSeq and is a predicted model, not a curated record. The transcript has 2 exons.